Molecule: messenger RNA, 18623 nt
Organism: Podarcis lilfordi (Lilford's wall lizard)
Lineage: Eukaryota; Metazoa; Chordata; Lepidosauria; Squamata; Lacertidae
Source: the annotation of a GenBank genome assembly
AUAGCUGGUGCAGCCGCCGCUUCUUCCAGCUAGCUGGGAAACAGGGGCUUCUCUGCCGCCCUCGCCGCAUCUGGUCCUUUCUGCCAGGAGCGUGCGAUCCUCCGGCAGCUGAGGACCGCUCCUCAGCCAGCCAAAGAGGGGGUGGGGUAGAGUAGAUCCACACCCCACACCCCCAGCUAUUGAAAUCUACUCGAUCGGCAGGCGAUCGCCGCAGUAGCGGCGGCCACAAGCGCAGAGGCGCGAUGGUUUGCGGCGGCUUCUCCUGCUCCAAGAACUGCCUGUGCGCCCUCAACCUGCUCUAUACGGUGAGUGGAGGCGCACGUCGAGGGGAGCCGGGCGGGGCGCGCCUCCCUGGCCCACGCGGGGAGCCUGGCGCGCCUCUUUUCCCUCGCCGCCCGGAGGCGUUCGGCCCCACCUCUCCCUUUCUCCGGUGGGUCGGGAAAGGGCCACCUUUGAGGCCUGGGCGGUCGCCAAGCGGAGCCUCCCGAGUUGGCCUGGGAAACCGGGUAGCCAACGGCCCCUGAAAAGCCGCCCGGCCCCUUAGGCGCGCCGGCUGCACCUGUUGGGGUGAGGCGGAGGAAGGGGCCAGCUUGCAAUCCGCUCCCUUUCUCCGCCUUGACGCUGGUGUAAAGGGCUGCGUGGCCACAAGCCUGGUUUUUUUUGGGGGGGGGGUCCCUUUUCCGGAAGCGAGCUCCUCGCUUGGUUUUUUUGGGUGGCGCUGAAAUUUCCCCCAUCGAGUUUGCCCACCUUGCCCCUAUGCCUUUAACACGAGUGCAGAGCAGGCAGUAAUAAUUCAGCGUGGUCUCUCCCCCUCCCAACAGUGGGGGAAGCUUCACUUGUUGAGCUUCUGCCUGCUAGGCAUCGGUUUCCAGGAACAAGCAGACACCUGCCAGGAGAAAAUGGCAAAAGGGGUGCUGUGGGUCAUAUUAAGCUGGAAAAUCUUCCAUGACGUAGCCUUAUAUUCAAAAAAAGAACUGGGCCAGGCAGCAGGUAAACUUGACAUCUACCUUUCCCCCUUAGCUCUUAUCCUUUACAUGCCAUGUUUACUACACCUGCCAGGUGAGGAAGUCAAUUCUGCCCUGUGAACCUUAUAAACUCCCUAGUUUCCAAGGUACUGCAGGAUGUUAGCUGCAAUCCUUUCUAGCACUUACCUGGGAGUAAAUUUCACUGAACUGGAUGGAACUGAGUAGACAUGCUUAGGAUUGUGAUGCCUGCCUUGCUUUUCCCCCUUUGUUUUGUUGUUUCAAAAUAGUAACAUAUCAAUACUAUGGAAAAGGGUCUCUUACGUUUCUGAUUAUGUUGAUAUAUUUUUUUGAAUGCCACAGGCUUUAUUAAUCUCUUGAACCUAUUUUACAUAUUCAAUCCCUUUCACUUUAAAACACAUAAAGAAAAGUAAUUUCCUCCUAAGUUUAAGUGUUGUGCUUUUGUUUAGGAAGCUUGCCUAUAAGCCAUGUGAUCACAGCUUUUAUUCUUUGUUUCCCUGAUGUGGCAGCAGUGAACUCUUUAAUCUGUUUAAGAUGCCCUGUAUCUCUGUGUUUUGACUGGGACUGUAGGUUGGACAAAACUUUUGUCUGCUUUCUUAAAAACAAAACUGCUGGUAUGGAUCCCUAAGUGCAGUUGUAUUUGAAAGUAAGCUCCAUUGAAAUCAGUGGAAGCUACUUCUGGCUAACUGAGCCAGAAGUAGGAACCUACGCACUUAAGUGGGCCAGAAUUACUUUAGUUUACAAAAUGCUUUACAGUCUUUGCUGUUACUUCAUAUAGUGCCGGGGUCUCCAAGACGGUGCCCAUGUGAAAUGGAUAUUUUGAGCUGCCAGUGGAAGUUCCUUAAGCUUCCAAAUAUGUCUCCGGCCCCCAAAAGAUUGAGGACUGGUAUAGCACAACGGUAAUUUAGGAUUGAACAGAAUUAAUCAGUCAUUAUUAUUUUCUAGGAAAAAAUGGUGCUGGUACUUACCACAAAGUUGUUACAGCAAGUGCCAUACUUUUAACAUUUGAAGAAAAAAGUGCUGGUACUACUUAGCCCUGAGUACGCCCCCCACUCCCACCCAAAAGCACUGGAAUUAGGGCACAGACCAUAUCAAAAUAGAACAGGAUAAAAUACUGUACAACGUGAUAUCCGUCUGGAAGUGAAACAUGUUUAAACAGUUAAUCUACAGAAAUUGCUGUUGCAAAAUGUGACACUGGAUCAUACAUAGCUUAAAUGACUUUAAAAGGGAGUUGGGCAAAUUCUCUCCAUAGGCGGUCAGUGGCCGCAAGUCAGGAUCAAUAUACAUCCCACUUCCAGGUUCAGAGAUUAGAUUGAGUCUGAAUACUAGUUGCUAGGGAGUGGGCAGUUGCCUUCAUGACCUGCUUGUGGACUUAGAGAAGUCCAUUGGUUGACUGCUGUGGAAGACAUUCUCCUGGAGUAGAUAGACUUCAUAUGAACUACCUUAGAGUAAUCUCACAUUCCACAGACGCUUCCACAAACAGAAUUGGUGGAUCCCUGUGCCCACUUCUUACAGCAGUUGCUCCCCCCCCCCCAAAUAAUCAGGGCCAUCUUUAGCAUAUGCGCCACCGGAGGGCAAAGAUCUGCCCAGUGCCCCCAAACAUAGUUUUGCCACCCCAAAAUUAACUUUUAUUGAGUUUUUUGGGGGAAGGGGGGAAGCCAAAGUUGUUGACCUUUUUUUAGGGGGGGCCAACUCACAGUUGUUAAGCUUUUUGGCUGCAGUAAUCCCUUGGAAUUGUUGUUAAGCUCACCUGUAACAAUGACGAAUUGGAAAAAAACGCUUUUGUUUCCUGACUUGUCGGGAAUAUUUGACGCUACGGAGUAACAGAGCAACGGGGGGGGGGGAGGAGACUUUUGUUCCAUUGUACCCCUGAGUAAAGAUGGCCCUGUAAAUUAUGAUGGUUACAUUUGGGAAACAAUAUUAGUCCUGCAAUGCAGUAACAUCACUUUCUGAAUUGCAUCCUAAAAAAACAAGCUCAAGUAUUGUUACCCUAGAGAAUAAUACUGCUUCAAGUCUUCCCAUGUGUACACUUACCAGCAUCAGUCAUGGUCAAGAGAGAGGCACCCCUAGCUUUAAAAAGAAAAAAAGACAAACUUUAAAGGAAAAGAACUAAAAGGAAAAUCCAAAAGGAACCAAACUAAAAAGGGAAAGCUGAAAGGAAUCAGAAAAGUUAAGGCAGUGCAUAAUCCUGAGAGUCUGAGAGGAAGCAUACUGACAACUGAGUUGGAGGGGGAAUAGAAUGAAGUGGCAGGAAAGAAAGGAGGCAAAAAAGAUAUGUAGAAAGAAUAUUUGCAUAGGUCUUUCCUUGGUCCACACUGAAAAAUGUCCUCAGGGACAGAACAGAGAGUUCUCCAUAGACAUUGACGGACAUAUCCAAGAUUUUAAUGUAACUGGUGGACUUUUUUUCCCUCAGGGUGGGGAGGAAGCCAAAAUGGAAGACAGAGGAGACAGUCAACUAAAAAUAUGCCAGUGAGACUUUAGAGCAGUCUUUCUCAACAUUGAGUCCCCAGAUGUCCCCUAGCUAGCAAGACCCAAUGGUCAGGGAUGAGAAAGGUUGAGAAAGGCUGCCUUAAAGUGGUAUGAGAUGCUGACUGACUGACUGGAGGAGUAGAGGAAAGCCUGGGGUGGAUACAAUGGAGCAGGAUCUCACCUGUGCUAUUAGAAAAAGAAAAAGCUGACCAUGCUGUGUCAGCCAGGGGUGUAUCCCUUCCAAGGACGUUCUUCGUAAAAUGUCAAAAGCCACACCGUACACUACAUCCUGACACAAACAUGUGAAAACAUCACAGAUACAUGUACGGUAUGUGAUUUGGACACUGUGGGCAAGGAUGUAACCAUGGCAAAGGUGCAUACCUUGCCCCGUAAUGUGUGGAACAUCUCCGGGUCUGGCCAUUCGUCAUCUGCUAGGCAUUUAAUUACGGGACGCGUAAGUUACACCUGUCAGCUCAGUUUGAUUACCUGCCUUUAUGUACUUGGAGCAGGGAACUGGAGUAGGCAGGGGAACAAGAUCAAGGAGACUGGUAAACAAGGUGUUUGAAUAAUGCUGGACUCCGGAGAGCUAUUUAGGGAUUUCCAAGGGAUUACUGCAGCCAUUUGAAGUUAAAAUUUGAUACUGGUUAAAAAUCCGGACGCUUGAGUAGUUUUUGAAAUUAAUUAACUAGAAGAAUCGCGGCAUUCUUUAUAGCACUCAGGGUGGGCUGCAAUAAUGUAAAUGAUAAUAUCAGGUUGUGCUGGAGCAGCUCUGUUGGUUAGAGCGUGGUGCUGGUAACACCAAGGUUGCAGGUUCGAUCCCCGUGUGGGAUAGCUGCAUAUUCCUGCAUUGCAGGGGGUUGGACUUGAUGAUCCUCAGGGUCCCUUCCAACUCUAGGAUUCUAUGUUGAAAUGCUGGGAGAAAAAUAAAACAACACUACAAUUAAACAACGGAAGAGCAAUAACGUUGUUAUCUGCUGUACCUGUCUGCCUAGAAACAGGAUGGGGUGGGUGGGUGGGUGGUAUCCAUCCCUUGAAAAGAUCUUAACAGGGCAUGUUAAAUGUCUGCAGGAAUACACUCCUGAGGGAUUCCUGCUAUCUUGGCAGGGGCACAGAGUAAGCCCUCUGCUGUGUCCAGUUGUGCAGGGGUGGGGAAUCUUUGACCGAAGGACCCCUCCAGGACUUUGAAACUGGCCCUUGGGACUCUCUAAGCCUUGCCUCCUCCCAGACCACCCUCCUCAUUCCUCAUAAACCCUCAAGUGUUUUUGCCUGGCUGGAAUGUGUCCUUGAACUGCGAUGCGUAUCUAGAAGCUCCUGACUUUUGCAUGGGCGGAAUGUAGCUUUCCGUCCAAGGGUGAGUCACAUCCUUUGCUCUGCCCCUGUUUACUUUUCACCCAGCCUACUUUUGCUUCUGGCCCUGCCUGCCACACUGGCAGGUUCCCCACCUGCCACUCCAACUCCCCCAGAAGGUUUUCAUGGGGGAUUGUGGCCCUCUGACCUAAAAAUGUCACUCCCCUCCCUGCAGUUGUGCUUCAAAAACAAAACAAAAACAAAAAAACUAGUCUGCUCAACAGCUCUUAUGGAGUAAACAGGCUUGUAUGGCAGAAUAAUCGUAUAUAAGUAGUGUUUUACCUUCACAGCACCAGGUUAGGCUCAUAUAGACAGACUGUAUGUAAGGAGCCAUCGUUCAAUGGGUAGAGGACCAUGCUUUGCGUGCUGAAAAUGGCUGGAGUGGGAUGGGGGAAUCAGGUAAUAAGUGAUGGGAAGGAAUCACUAGCACACGCAUCCCCAAACUUGGCCUUCCAGAUAUUUUGGGACUACAGUUCCCAUCAUCCCUGACCACUGGUCCUGUUAGAAGAAGAGGAGGAGUUUGGAUUUGAUAUCCUGCUUUAUCACUACCUGAAGGAGCCUCAAAGUGGCUAACAUUCUCCUUUCCCUUCCUCCCCCACAACAAACACUCUGUGAGGUGAGUGGGGCUGAGAGACUUCAGAGAAGUGUGACUAGCCCAAGGUCACCCAGCAGCUGCAUGUGGAGGAGCGGAGACAUGAACCCGGUUCCCCAGAUUAUUGAGACUUCUGCUCUUAACCACUACACCACACUGGCUAGGGAUGAUGGGAGUUGUAGUCCCAAAACAUCUGGAGGACCGAGUUUGGGGGUGCCUGCACUAGCAGAUGUUCUCCAGGGUCUCAGAGUCUGUAAUGCAAGGCUACAUGGAUAAAGAGCCUGACCUGAAAUAGGGACCUCUCUAAUUUCUGUGGUAAUCUUGUGAGCUUUGUAUCUGAAUUGGCUGAGUAUGAGUUGUAUCCUUUUCAAGGCACCCUAGAAUGCACCUCAUGGAGAACUCCCUGCUUCAUUGGUGCCCUUUGCAACAUGGAUGCUCUGGACAGCUGCUUUGGGUGCUUGUACCUAAUUUCUAGUUCUGGUUACUUAACACCCGACUUGGGUUGGCUUUACUGCUGGGAGUCAAGCCCUUUAAAAAAGAAAGAACCGUUUAUUAUGACUUUACAUAUCAAAGAAAAACAAACAAAGAAACAAAACUCAGAGCUUAUAUACACCUACUUGGUUACAGCAAAUGUAAGAGAAAAACAUGUAGCUGACAGAAAAUGUUUCACAAAUGUACAGGCCACAACACAUACAAAAAUAGACACUAACUGAAACAAUUGGGGAACCCUCAUAGAAGUACUCAACCAGCCAAACGUAAAAAGAAGAAAAUUAACUCAGUCCUCCUAUAAUAUCUGCGUAAAGCCCCACAUGAGUUGAUGAAGGAAGUCCUAAUCAUGCCCUUUCCCCAAAACAUAAUAAAUUAAACUAACCAUUGUACACGAACACACACAAACAUUUUCCCCUCUCCUUGGAUUUUCCCCCUCAGCUGGCAAGUAAGUUUUUCCGUAAGGGAUUCCCAUGUGGGGGAUUCCCUGGUCUUGAAUGGGGUAACUGUGCCCCUGAAGGACCAGGUGUGCAGCCUGGGAGUCAUUUUGGACUCACAGCUGUCCAUGGAGGCGCAGGUUAACUCUUUGUCCAGGGCAGCUGUAUACCAGCUCCACCUGGUACGCAGGCUAAGACCUUACCUGCCCGCGAACUGUCUCGCCAGAGCGGUGCAUGCUCUAGUUAUCUCACGCUUGGACUACUGCAACGCGCUCUGCGUGGGGCAACCUUUGAAGGUGACCCGGAAACUGCAAUUAAUCCAGAAUGCGGCAGCUAGACUGGUGACUGGCAGUGGCCGCCGGGACCACAUAACACCGGUUCUGAGAGAUCUGCAUUGGCUCCCAGUACAUUUCCGAGCAUGAUUCAAAGUGUUGGUGCUGAUCUUUAAAGCCCUAAAUGUCCUCGGUCCUGAAUACCUGAAGGAGCGUCUCCACCCCCAUUGUUCAGCCCGGACACUGAGAUCCAGCGCUGAGGGCCUUCUGGCGGUUCCCUCAUUGCGAGAAGUGAGGCUGCAGGGAACCAGACAGAGGGCCUUCUCGGUAGUGGCACCCACCCUGUGGAACGCCCUCCCAUCAGAUGUCAAAGAGAUAAACAACUACCUGACAUUCAGAAGACAUCCUAAGGCAGGAAAGUUUUUAAUAUGUAACGCUGUACUGUUUUUAACACUUGAUUGGGAGCCGCCCAGAGUGGCUGGGGAAACUCAGCCAGAUGGGCGGGGUAUAAAUAAUAAAUUAUAUAAGGGUCAGGGCCAAGCCUUUCUGAUGUAGUUGCUGCACCCGCAGCCUGAGUUUGAUUGGAACAUGGCAUAGACCUGCUAGUUUCCUUGAGGAAGCUUCUGUUGUGCUGUAACAUAAUAGCCGUUCAUGCACACGGACAGGUGGAACAUUUGGCAUCAAUAAUGGAUUGAGCUAAACCAGGCAUGUCCAAAGUUUGUUUCGUGGCCCUAAUCCUGCCCCCACGGCCCUUCACUUCAUCAAAUCUGGCCCUCUUUGAAAAAGUUUGGACACCACUGAGCUAAACCAUUCCUUCCUUUAGGCAAAGUGGGUAGGGGCACAUUCGUGACUGGCUUGCACAACUGGAUAAGUGGUUUAGGCAAUUUUUUAGAGCGGGGACGGAGAAUGGUUUUCAGCCAGAAGGCCACAUUUCCUUCUUGGCAACCUUUCAAGGACCACAUGUCAGUGAAUGCCAGAGGCAAAAAUGUGCCGAGAAACCAAUGUAAAUGUUACCUUUAUACGGUAGACUAGUUUCUACGCACAUUCUCACAUCCCUCUGUGUCCAGGAAAGCAAGAAAUCAUUAGUGUUUUGCUACACAUUUCAGUCAGAGGGGAAAACACAGGGUGUGAAGCAGAGCAGGGGGGAUUUGUGGCCUGAGGAGACUUCUGAGGGUCCCAUUCAGCCUCCAGCUCUGCAGUUCCCUGCCACUGCUUCAGAUGGUUGCAGAUUUCAGAUUUUUCUAGCUUAUGUUGCAAGAAAAAUGUUUCUAAUAAGUGUUUGUUGCUUAUUUAGGCUGUGGUCCUAUGCUUGGGAGUGUGUUGUUGAACACAGUACCCAUUUACUUGAGAGUAAGCCACCACUGAAUUCAGUGGAGUUUUCUACAGCAUUAGUAUGGAUUGACCUAUAAGAAUCACCAAAUCUCCAAUUUUGUUAUCAAGCGGUGAGCAUGUUACUCAAGAGACUGUAUGGUGGUUCUUGGCUUUUAUUUUGGAAACUUGGGGACCUUUUUACCAAUUUUGCUUUAAAAGAAGUAAUUCUUGCGCAGAAAUCACUGGGAGCUUUCAAAGGCGAUGUGACAGGCGAAUGUAAAAAAUGUGACUGCUGUUCACGUGUGUAUAUUUAGGCUCCUAAUGGAGUACCGUAUUUUUCGCUCUAAAGGAUGCACUUUUUCCCCUCCAAAAAUGAAGGGGAAAUGUGUGUGCGUCCUAUGGGGCGAAUGCAGGCUUUCGCUGAAGCCUGGAGAGUGAGAGGGGUCGGUGCGCACCGACCCCUCUCGCUCUCCAGGCUUCAGGAAGCUAUCCGCAAGUCUUGCAAGCCCGGCGGGAGGUCCCGCGGGCUCGCAAGGCUUGCGGGCAGCAGCCUGCAGCCCAAAAGCUCGGGGGACAGCGGGGAGGCGCAGCGCCGCCACCCCGCUAUUCCCCGACCUGAUCUGGAGGCUGGCGGGAGCUUGCUUCUCCCCCCUGCCAACCCCACAAGCUCGGGGGAUAGCGGGGAGGCGGAGCGCCGCCACCCCGCUAUUCCCGGACCUGGUCUAGCCCCACAAGCUUGGGGGAUAGCAGGGAGGCGGAGCGCCGCCACCCCGCUAUUCCCCGACCUGAUCUGGAGGCUGCGGGGGGAGAAGCAAGCUUGCUUCUCCCCCCGCCAGCCCCACAAACUCGGGGGACAGCGGGGCAAGCCGCUGCCCCACGGAGGCUAGAGAGGCUGUCCCUGAAGGCAGAAGAGGGAGACGGAGCGCUCCGUCUCCCUCUUCUAGCUUUGGGAUGGCUGCGCAAACCUGGGGGGGAAAUAAAUUUUUUUCCCUUGAUUUCCCCCCAAAAAAACUUGGUGCGUCCUAUGGGCUGGUGCGUCCUAUAGGGCGAAAAAUACGGUAUACAGCAAGAAGCCCUCAUUCCUUUCUUUGGUAACACCGUGAUAAAUGUAGGCCCCUCCCUUCAUAAAAAUUUUUGACUUCAUGGGAUGUUUUGAUAUGCCAGACAAUAAGUAGUUAGCAAUACUUGUGCAGUCAACCAACAUCUCAACCUGCUUGGCAUAUCUUGUAGAAGAUGUGUGAGCUACACCAAAGGCCCUUGUAAUAACUCCUAUAACUUAGAAGGUGCGUGGAUGACUCAAGCCUGCUUCACAAGAUGGCCCUGAUGACCAAUGGAAAAAUACAAUGGGAACUAUUGAAUUCUGGCUUCUUUCGAAAGUUGGUGGUUCUUGUUUUUGUGAAUUGUAUUAGCAGACUUCCUUGUUUAGAGUACUGGAGGAAAUCAUUACUGGUUUGGGAAGAACCUUCUUUGAAAAUCGAAACCAUCAACUUAUGUUGCAGUUCAGUCUGUUCAUUUCCUAGGUGAACCUUCAAACUUCAGACACUUCUGCAAGAUAAAUUCUUGGCCUUCUCAGUUCACUGCUAUCUAACGUUGCCUUCACUUCUCCAACAUUAUAGCAGAGACUUAGGUGGCUCAAACUUACUGUGGUUUACGGAAACACAGGAAAGGCAGGAGCUUCCUGCAUAUAAAACAUGACCUUGCAAGCUGACCUAGCUGAACCUAAUCUUCCACUUCAAAAUGUCAUCCAGAACAGGAAAAACAGCUGUAUCUCCAAGGUUUUCAAACUGGCUUUGAUCAAAUUCAGACAAGAAGGGCUUGGUGAGAGUAAAAAGCUGUCUUCCUAUUAACAAUAUUGGAUGCACUCUUCCCAGCAAAUGACGUCUCUUAGGUCAAGUCUUCAUCUCUCUGCCUCCUGUGUCAGCAAUAUAGAGAAUGCUGAAGAUAACAAGUUGGCAGCUCAGUCUGCAGUUACGCUUCUGUGGUGUGAGAUUUCUCAAGCUGUUUGAACAGCCGAGGAUCACAAUUAAUUUCCUGUGCGACUUAAUUGUUGUGAAUUUAAAGCAUUUCUCUUCACUUGCUCAUGGGUGUCGAAACAAUGCACCUAACAAAUCAACAACAUAUUAUUCAUCCUUCUGGGUCAUUGCACAACGGCCUGGUCUGACCUCCUAGUAGAAUAUUUCCAAGAAUGUUAUAGGAUUGAUACCUGCCCAUGAGAAAAAAUUCCCUACCCCUCUCCCUCGGCUGUUUGUAGGCACUGGUGACUUGAAAGAACUCAUCCCAGUUGGCAGAAAGUCUGUUUUGCUUGGAGUAACAAUCUUUUCCUGGUUGUUUGGGACAAAUAGAUGGCAGUUCAUAAUGGAAGCUCCAUGGAAGCAAAACUUGUAUAAAAGGAAAAUGGACAUGAAGGCUAUUUUCCUUCCAUCCACUGCUCAUCCAUGUGCCCCCCCCCAUUCUUCCUCUCUUUUUAAAAACACACACACCAAAACUUUCACUUAAAGUUUUCAACAUGAGCUGUGCAACCCAAUCCUUAGCUUGAUAAUUCUAUUCUAUUUAUUUAUGUAUUUCAUAAAAUUUAUAUACCAAUUGAUUGUUUAAAAAAACAAAAAACCUCAGAGCAGGACAAAACAAUGACAUUAUCAGUAAAAAAACACAAAACACCAGUUAAAAACAGCUAUUUUAAACACUUUAAAAACAAGCAAACUCCACAUUAAGCUAAAAUCCAGAUUAAAGUACCUGUUAUCAUUCUACAUAUCUGGAUAGGCUUGCAAAAAAAACCAAAAACCUUUUUGCAGGCACUACGAAGAAGUGCUGUGAAGGCGCCUGCCUGUUGUCAAUUGGCAGGGAGUUCCAGAGGUCAAUUUUGUACAGAUGCGGAGUGAGUAUUACAUGCCACUGUUCUGCAGUGUGGAGCAGUCGAGUGGGUAUGUAUGGGGUAAUGUGCUCUUGCAGGGAAACUGUUCCCAAAAUAUUAAGGUCCCAAAUUAUACUAAAGGUAAGACCUUGAACUUAGCAGUAAGCUUCACCGAGCUCUGUGGGACUAAUUGCAAUGUGCAUGGAUUUCAUCUUUAUAUCUUUCUCUCUUUUUUGCUUUUUAGGAAAUCCCAGUAAUCCCUUUUCUUCUCUCGCUUUCCUUCCAGUUGGUGAGCCUGCUGCUGAUUGGAAUCGCAGCGUGGGGCAUUGGUUUUGGCCUCAUCUCCAGCUUUCGGGUGGUCGGAGUUGUCAUUGCUGUGGGGAUAUUUCUCUUCCUGAUUGCUCUGGUGGGGUUGAUCGGCGCCAUCAAACACCACCAGGUGUUGCUCUUCUUCGUAUCCUUUGACCUGGGCAGUUUGUCUAACACACGACCCAUUUUCCACGGAGCUAUUUGUAACCCUAUUUUCCCCCUUCAUCUGCCUCGACGACUCCUUGCAUUGCACCUCAGUCUAAAUGUGCAGAGUCACCUAAAGCACAAGGAACAUUGAUCACAUGGUUGGCCCUUGACCCAGUUAUGACAUUUUUAUUUUUUUCCCAAAAAAAGCUGUUUCGUAAAGCAAACAGUUCUCCACCUAUAAAUGGAUCACAAGACGGUGGUGGUACAACUGGUUUCCUUGAAAUAGUUACAGAUCACCGAUAAGGAAUGCCAGCUUGUUUUCUGGGCUUUCUGAAGCAAUUAUAUAUCUUACGCUUCCUGCAGCAAUCCUGUUUUCUUCUAGAAGGCAGCACUGCUUAUGUCACAGACAAGAUUGUAGGGUGCAUACUUAGAAGCCCAGUGAGAGAAGAAUUCUUGUACAUGGGAGACCUGCUUGCCCUUUCCCAGCUGCCUAAAAGCCCUGCUUGAAUUACUUAUCUAGCUGCUUCCCAGCUGGAGUAGAUUUAUCAUGUACAUAUACUGGCUAUGGCAUGAUCUGUCCACUGCUAGACUUUUCAUCCAUGCAUUUCCUCCCUACAGAAAGUGCAUUUAGACUUGCAAGUGUCCAGUGUAUGCCUAAAAUUAACAUUUAAAGCCGCCUCUGGGAUAGUUUCGGAGUUAGUGACAAGGGACAGGGACUUUUUGGUUGUGACCUUCCACUUAGGGAAUAAUUUUCCCAGUGAGGCCCACCUGGUGCCAACAUUCCUGUCUUUUCAGCACCAGAUUAAGACACUCCUCUGCUUAGAUUUGCUGGUCUGUGGUGGACUGUUCAUUAUUAACUACCAGCUUCUAAUGGUCUUUGGUUAUUGAUUAUGUAUUGUGCUGAUAUUGAUUGUGCCAACCUUUAUGGGGCAAGGUGUGUUUGUAGUUUGUGUGUGCAUAAUAUGAAUUAUUUGUUUUUAUUGCCUCGUUCUAAAUUUUGGAUGUUUUAUACUUUUGUAAGUUGCGAUGUCUGGGGUUUUUUUUAAAUCGCAUGAGAAAUAUGAUGAUAAAUGUUAAUAUUAAUUAUAUAUUUUUUUAUUAAUAACUCGCAUCAGCCCCAGCCAGUAUGAGCAAUGGUCAGGGAUGAUGAGCAUUGCUAUCCAGCGAGCUAUAGAUUCUCCACCCCAAUGUAGGAAAAAUGAUUUUUAUUUAUUUUUUAAUUGUAAAAAUAUUUAUAUUCCACUAUUGCAUUAAAAAAAAGCAAAGUGGUUUACAACAAUAAUACAUAAAAUCGUGCAAAUAAAAUAAAAAAUAAAAAAAAUCAGCUCACUGUUAUGGAAAGAUGUGUUCUUAAUUGCCUGCGUAGGCCUGGUGGAAUAGAAGAGUUUUCAGCAAAGGUUUAAAAGUUGAAACAGAAGGCACCUGAUGAAUGUCUGUUAGCACAGUAUUCCCCAAUAUCAGGUCCAAGACAUGAAGGACUCUAUUUCUUUGUCAUCAUGAAAUGGGCUUCCACCAAUUUGGGUAACAGCCAGUGAUCCUCCCUGUAGAUGAUUCUAUAGCUGGGAAGAAAAGUGGUUACUCACUAAAAUACUUCAGGUUACAAUCCCAGAUUCACUUACUUGGGGUAAGUCCCAUUGAACUUGCACUCAGUGGGGCUUACUUCUGAGUAGACAUGCAUAGAAUGGCUCAUCUGACUGCUGCCAGCAUUUUGGACAGAAUGGUGUCAGUAGAGAGUUUGCCCCCUACACCAUCCCACCCUUUCUUUGAUAAGAAACAAAAUACCUUCUUUCUGCUUAAAAAUGAUUGAUGGGUAAUAAAUCCCGCCCUCCAUUGCAUUUGUGUCAUGUGGGGGCUUAGCAAAGGCACUUCCAGUAAUGAGGCUUAGGAAUGCCACUUGUCAGUAGAGGUAAUAUGAAGAAAUGAUUGAACCAAGAUUGAUUAAAGAGCAACUUGAUCCAAGGCAGGCAGACUGGCAGGCUAGUCAAUCAACCAAAACAGAGAAUAGUCUAGAGUAGAUUGUUUCUGAUUCUCCCCUUUAAUGGCACCAGAAAAAAAUCCUCUUGUCUUUGAUGAUUACCUUACUUUGCCUCUUGAUUGGACUCCAUCUCUUCCAAGCCAAGAGAGCCAAGUUUCUUGGCUAAAGAACCCCAUUUCGUGCAUACAGUUAACUUUGCGUUUUCAUUAAUGAUACACAUGAUCUUGUUGACCUUAACUACGUAACUUCAGUAUAUGAUUAUUCUCUUGCUAGUGUUUAUUAUACAGUUUUCGGUCUCCUGUGCUUGUUUGACAUUGAACAAGGAACAGCAGGUAAGCGAUGGCUUGUGACUUCUUUGCCUAAAACCGCUCAUAGCCGUGGCUAAAUCUGUGUGCUGCUUUUCCAUAUAGAAGCGCCUAGAGUGUCUUGCAACAGGGCAAGAGCAGGAAUAUGUGUUAUUGCUAGAAAUAAUCUUGUAACUAUUCAAUUCAAAACAUACAAAGCAAUCAAAAUAGUUUUUCUCUAGUAGCAUUUAAAAUUGGUUAAAGAGUAGGCAAGUGCAAUCAUUAAAACUCAUUGUCCACUGAUAAGAUCAAGUUUCAAUUAUACAAGCCCAAGAUACUGGGCAGUGGGUGGUGCUGUGGUCUAAACCACUGAGCCUCUUGGGCUUGCCGAUUAGAAGGUUGGCGGUUUGAAUCCCUGCGACAGGUUGAGCUCCCGUUGCUCUGUCCCAGCUCCUGCCAACCUAGCAGUUUGAAAGCACGUCAGUGCAAGUAGAUAAAUAGGUACCACUGUGAUGGGAAGGUAAAUGGUGUUUCCAUGUGCUCUGGCUUCCGUCACGGUGUUCCAUUGCGCCAGAAGUGGUUUAGUCAUGCUGGCCACGUGACCCGGAAAGCUGUCUGUGGACAAAAGCCGAGUUCCUCGACCUGAAAGUGAGAUGAGUGCCGCAACCCUAUAGUCACCUUUGACUGAACUUAACCAUCCAGGGGUCCUUUACCAAUGCCCUUUAUACUAUACUAUAGUUUAGUAUAGCAGAAAAAGCUAAAGGACCCAUGACAGUUAAGUCCAGUCGUGAACGACUCUGGGGUUGUGGCGCUCAUCUCAUUUUACUGGCCGAGGGAGCUGGCGUUUGUCCGCAGACAGUUUUUCUGGGUCAUGUGGCCAGCACGACUAAACUGCUUCUAGCAAAACCAGAGUGCCACACAGACAUGCCAUUUACCUUCCUGCCACAGUGGUACCUAUUUAUCUGCUUGCACUUUGGUGUGCUUUUAAACUGUGAGGUUGGCAGGAGCUGGGACUGAGCAACGGGAGCUCAUCCCGUUGCGGGGAUUCGAACCGCCGACCUACUGAUCAGCAAGCCCAAGGCUCAGUGGUUUAGACCACAGCGCCACCCGUGCCCCUCUAGUAUAGUAUAGUACAGAUUAACCAACAGUAUAACCAGUUACCAGCCCCAUGCAAGGGCCAAGACAGGAGCUAGUAGUUGGGUUUCUUACAGCUGUUAUGGGAUGAUGGUUGGUCAGCUAACUACUUUGCUCUCUUGCUCUGUAUGUCUUUCCUUCCUCCUGUGCUUGUGUUGUGGACAUCAAGAGGCCAGCCUUAAAGCUUGCCCAUUAACCCUCCUCCAUCUUCCCGAGACGGGCCAUCUGCAUCUGUCACUGAAGAAAAGAAUGGUCCCCUUUCCCAGCAGGCAGAUACAUGGCGUUAUAGAGCUACACAGCCACUGUCAUAUAUCACCCUCUCUCACACACAUAUGAACUGUCACAGCUGACACUUAUUCCUCCACCCAUUACCACUGAUGGCUGAAUGCUCUGCGUGCCACUUGGAAGCUACAGAGGGUCCAGGAAUUUUCAAAAGCUGCCACACACUUAGGUAUGGCCCAAGCCUCACACCCAUCAUAGCAGCCAUCAAGUUAACCAAUCUGACUCUUCCGUGUCAAUCUGACCCUCCUUCAAGAAGAAGGAUCUGAUUUUUGUCUUCCUUCACAUCUAAAUUUUGGGUUCCUCUACUUGCAGAUUAACUGACCCAAACAGAAAUUGGGAUGUGUACAACUUGAGAGAUCUAAAUAUCUGCUCUGUUAACCUAAUAUCUUUAAGGAUUUUCGCAUAGAGAGUUGGAAGUGGCUUCUGCACGUAGCGCUGUUUAUUCUGCUGGUUUUUGCCACAACGACUCAGGAAAGUGAUUUUGCAAUUGUCAUAGAAAGCUCAUUGAAAAGACCAACAUGAGUGUGCUGUAGCCAGGAAAGUAGUAAUGCAAAGAAUUGCCAGAUAAUCGAAAACAGCCCAUUUACUAGCACAUGGCAGAAGUUUAAAGGUUGUGUAACAGAGGAAUCCCAGUGCAACAGUUGCACUAGUGGAAGCUUGUUGCACAACAGCUCUUUUGUGCAAUCUGUUGUGUGACAACCUUUGGUAGUGUGCUUGCAAUUUGCUUUGCACAACAGUGUUCCACCAGUGCAACGUGUAUACCACAAAGGGACUUUAACUUAUCACUACGGUGGAUACAACCCUAAGUCCCAGGUGGUCAAAGGCAUAUAAAGAUAGGAGUGAAGAUAGGAGUGAAUGGCUGUGCCCUUCAUAAAGCUACAGGGAAACAUGAAUUUCUUCUGUGUGGUUAGUUCAGAUAAAAUGUCCAAUCUGGAACAAUGGUGAUAGUGCCGACACAUCUUACUAUAUAAUCAUGCUGGGGAAUAAGAACUGUCAUAUCAAAUGGUUGACAAAGAAAGGGUACCCCCCUUCUAAAUAACUUCUUUAUGUAUUCUAGAGCAAACUUCUAGAAGUUGGGUGGAACAACACAAACAAUGCCAAGCAGGAUAUCGAGAGGAAUCUAAACUGUUGUGGAUUCAAUAAUGUCAGUGAAGCGGACACAUGCUUGGCCGUGAGUAAACAACUCGGUUCCAUUUUCCCCUCCAAAGCCUGUUUUUAGAAGUACUGGGCAGCUAACUCUUAUCAAGUAUCCACAGUUGCCUGUCUUUGAAAGAAAUAAUUUGUUUAACUUGCAUGUGAGGUACCUGCAUUUUAUUGGAGUUUAAUCACACCUAGAGGGUUUUUAUAACUUUCAUAACCUUGGGACACUAGUUGCGAAUUUUGGCCAUUAAAUUAGCAGCACCACGAGGGUUUUGUUUUUUUGUUUUUUUUUUUGAGGGGAAGGACAUAAAUUAGAAGUAUCCCUUGUAUAAGGAAAAUGAUCUUGAUGCGUAGGGAUAUAUGACAUCUUAAGUGUAUUUAAUCUUUGCUUCGUUACAGAGCUGUGUUAAGCUACAGUCAUGUCGCCCAUGUGCACCAAUAAUCAAAGAAUACUCUGGGAUGGUGCUGAGAUUUGUAGGAGGCAUUGGACUCUUCUUUAGUUUCACGGAGGUAAGAAAAACACGGCUUUUGCUUUGUAAAAAGCAACAAGGUUUUUGGGGAGAAGCCUUCAGUGCUAAAUGUCUGACGUAAAAUAAUUGCAAGCUCUCCUCUUGAAUCAUUGCUACGGGUUUCUGUGGUGGCAAAAUUGUCAUUUAGUUGAUCAUUCAACUGAUUAUUAGUUUGUCAAGUAAGUUUGUCAAGUAAGUUACCACUUGGGAAAUAAUAAGGGUAUGUAUUUUUUUUUUUAAAAAAAAUCUGAACUGUUUCUGAAGCAUUGUUCAUUCGCUGCUUCCAUCUGCAAUUUGACUCCCGAAUUUGACGCCUGUGGAAACAAAAUACAAACCACCACAACCAAACAAAGUAGGUCCAUCAAGCUUGACAUCUACCAUUAUCUGCUCUAUGUAAAUACUUAUACUGUAGAUGUACACAGAGCUCUUUCAUGCAAGAGGAGUGUGGCCCAGUUAGAUGGAGCUCCCUUCACACACCAGCCAAGUAUGCAGACAGGGAUUUGCCUCCCUUGCUCACUGUUUCAGUACAACCAGAUGGUGGUCUGGCCCCCACUUGGUCUCCCGGGACAGCUAUGUUUACUAUGUUUUGGCUACUUAGGUAAAAUGUGGUGGUGGUAGGAUAUGGAACUUGAGAACUUUAUGAUCCCCAACAAAUGUUUUAUUUCCUCUCUUCUCUUCUUUUCUCUCCCUCCCCUCCCUUUCUUCAGAUCUUGGGUGUGUGGCUCACCUACAGAUACAGGAACCAGAAGGAUCCUCGGGCAAACCCUAGUGCAUUUCUUUGACCUGGAAACUUUCUCGGGGAACUGAAUAUUUCUUUUCCUGUGUUUUUAACCAUGAAUUCUCUACCAAUUGGCUGCUUUCCGCAUCAGCCUCGGCCUUGUGCACUUGAGAUAAGAUGGCCUGCCUACAGCUGCUUCUCAUCUUGGUUUUUCUUGUCUUGCCCUUGGAUUAGCUGGCUUGGAAUGUCACCUGUGCCCCUAAUCAGAAUCUGGAUACUUUAGGAAUGUGGGGGGAGUUUUGUAGGAGCUCUUCUCAUGUUACACUGUCCAACCCUGCAUUCUGGUCCUUGACAAUUGCUUGCUAUUGCCUUCGGUGGGCAAAGAGGAGAAAAGAGAUUUCUGAUCUGUUUCGUCUGCCAGAAAUUCUAUCUGAAAGAUCAGUUUUGAAUGCCCAAAGCUGCGUUAUGAAACCUGAUGUAAAUUAUGAUGCUGUUGUUUCCAACUUUGGUAUUAUGGGGUGUUAAAAAACCCCCACAACCACCACCCGAUAAUGUAGACGUCACGGGAUGUAGAAAAUCAUUUCCCACCCUGUGUUCUGCUUCUCCCCUUGUUUCCAUAGGCAAUGUGAAAACCUGUGUACAUUAGUUAGUGUUGUUCGUCUAUUUCAGAAUUGCCAUGGAAACGUAGUGAUUCCAUUCCAGAGCCCUGUUUUGUCAUUUCACCGCAUUAAUGGAUUGUAUGUGAGCUUCUUAAUUCACUGCAACUCUGUAUACACACACAUGAACACGUUGGACUGCAAUGGCUCCUUGCCAUUCAGAAUGGUUAAAAUUCAUAAUAGAUUCUGCAUUGACUUUAGAGUGUGGCACAAGGGUAGCCAAUGUAGUGCCCUUCAGGUGUACUGAAUUACAUCUCUCACCCCUGACCAUUGGGCCCUGCCAGCUGGGCUGGUAGAAGGUGGAAUCUGACAACAUCAGGAGGGCACCAGCUUGUUUACCCUUGAUACAGAGUUUAUCUUCAACACGCAACAAGUGAUGAUGAACAGGGAUAUGAAACUUCAUUGUAUUACCCAAUAACUUGCAUUUGAAUGACCUGUGUGUAGUUUAAAGUGGCUAAAAGAGAGAAUAAUGUUUAGUUAGCUUGUCACACUAAGAAAAACUAGUCUUGAUGCCUAGAGUUCUCAUAUAAAUUUAAUCGGUGUAGUAAGUUGUGAUACUGCUGUUGGUCUUUAACUAAUUAUGCUCAGUCAUUGCUAUUUAAAAUACUUUUACCGCACUCGGUAUUUGAAAUAUUUGAUCGUAAAUGUGAACUAGAACAUUACAGUUAUGUAUCUUUGUAGCACAUGGAUAAAAAAAUAAAACUUUUUUUGGAAGUACGUU